Uloborus diversus is the source of this 2394-nucleotide messenger RNA. Its product is annotated as recombining binding protein suppressor of hairless-like. Gene Ontology annotation, cellular component: nucleus. The record is from RefSeq and is a predicted model, not a curated record. The transcript is spliced from 15 exons. NCBI's taxonomy places the organism in Eukaryota, Metazoa, Arthropoda, Arachnida, Araneae, Uloboridae. Gene Ontology annotation, biological process: regulation of transcription by RNA polymerase II. Bases 118 to 2169 code for a protein of 683 amino acids. Gene Ontology annotation, molecular function: RNA polymerase II cis-regulatory region sequence-specific DNA binding; DNA-binding transcription activator activity, RNA polymerase II-specific.
UAAGGCUGAAAGAAUGACUUGUAAAAUUUGUAGCUUAAUUAUGACACCAGUGGCUGAAGAAAACAUUGAUACAAUUCAUUCAGCAUUGAAGGGAAAAUAACUAUAAGCAAGAGCAGUAUGGCUAUGGGCAGUCGACUUAGUCAUUCUUAUCAAAGCGAAGAAAGCAGACAAUAUGGAAUGAACAAUGCCAUGUCCGUUCCGCAAUAUUCUUCUGCGUUGUCCAGCGCAUCUCCUACGUCUUCAUCCACAAUGGCCGUUUAUAGCCUUCCUAGCCAAGGUGAAAAUCAUAGACAAACUUCUUUGAUUGACAGUCACCGUCAGUCUUCAAUGAUGAUGAAUCUCAGUGAAUCACACCCUUCUCAAAGUCACAUGCAAAUGAAUGGACACCAUAUGGGUCAUCAUCAAGAAACUAGAGGAAGUGGGGCAUAUGAAGGCCACCCAGUUGAUCUUUCUAGUCCUCGUCCAAAUGGUCACUAUGAUCACAUGAAUAUGGGAAAUCAUCAAGGAAGCUCUGCGCAUUAUAGGUCUCAUGAACCACCUUCAUAUGAGAAUGGACUUGCAGUGAAUAUGUCUGGGUGCAAUGACAGUUCAAUGCAGUAUGCUUCUGCCCAAGAUAAGCACAAUGGGGAUCAACAUCAACUCCUAUCAAUAGGCAAUAGUGCAUCUCUUGGUAAUCCAAUGCUACAUCAUUCUCCUCAUCAUGGAUCACCAAACCCAUUACCUACUCCUCCUCCAAGUUUAGAUGAUCGUAAUAGACAGAGAUGGAAUGAUCAAAGAUUAUCAAGAGAUGCCAUGAAAAAAUAUUUGAGAGAACGUGGUGAUAUGGUUAUUGUCAUCCUUCAUGCUAAAGUGGCUCAGAAAUCAUAUGGAAAUGAAAAGAGAUUUUUCUGUCCUCCUCCCUGUAUUUAUUUGUUGGGUGAUGGUUGGAGGAGAAAGCAAGAGCAGAUGGCUCGAGAUGGUGAAAGUGAUCAAGGUUCUCAUUUAUGUGCUUUUAUUGGAAUUGGAAACUCAGAACAAGAUAUGCAACAGCUUGAUUUCAAUGGCAAGAAUUAUUGUGCUGCAAAGACCUUGUUUAUAAGUGAUUCUGACAAGCGUAAGCAUUUUAUGCUGUCUGUAAAAAUGUUUUAUGGAAAUGGGGAAGAUUUGGGCAUGUUUCAGAGCAAGCGGAUAAAGGUGAUAUCUAAGCCAUCAAAAAAGAAACAGUCUCUAAAAAAUGCUGAUCUGUGCAUAGCUUCAGGUACAAAAGUUGCUCUUUUUAAUCGUUUGCGGUCUCAGACAGUCAGCACCAGGUAUCUUCAUGUUGAAAAUGGAAAUUUUCAUGCAAGCUCUACUCAGUGGGGUGCUUUUACAAUUCACCUAUUGGAUGAUAAUGAAUCAGAGUCUGAAGAAUUUACUGUAAGAGAUGGAUACAUACAUUACGGAUCAACUGUAAAACUUGUUUGUUCUGUGACUGGAAUGGCUUUGCCAAGAUUGAUUAUAAGAAAAGUGGACAAACAAACUGCUUUAUUAGAUGCCGAUGAUCCUGUCUCCCAGCUACAUAAAUGUGCCUUUUAUAUGAAAGAUACAGAACGGAUGUACUUAUGCUUGUCCCAAGAGAGGAUAAUCCAGUUUCAGGCUACACCUUGCCCUAAAGAACCUAACAAAGAAAUGAUAAAUGAUGGAGCUUCAUGGACAAUUAUUAGUACAGAUAAGGCAGAAUAUACAUUUUAUGAAGGUAUGGGUCCUGUGAGAGCACCAGUUACUCCUGUUCCAGUAGUCCAUAGCUUAAAUUUGAAUGGUGGAGGUGAUGUCGCAAUGUUAGAACUCUCAGGGGAAAGUUUUACUCCAAAUUUAAGAGUAUGGUUUGGGGAAGUUGAAGCAGAAACAAUGUACAGGUGUCAAGAGAGUAUUUUAUGUGUAGUUCCUGAUAUUUCUGCCUUUCGAGAAGGUUGGCAGUUUGUUCGACAACCAACACAGGUUCCUGUUUCAUUAGUUCGCAGUGAUGGCAUUAUUUAUGCCACUGGGUUGACUUUUACUUAUACACCAGAACCUGGCCCAAGGCCCCACUGUCCACAAAUUGAAGAAGUUUUACGACCUCCUACAUUACAUAAUCAAAUGACUGAAAGCAUGGGUCAUUCUCAAAGUUCAGUUUUGAUGCCUCCUCAAAGUUACCAUGAUCAUAACCUAUGAUCUUGAAUUUUUAAUGCAGUGCUGGAAAAUAUAUUAAGGCCAUGUAUAUGACAUCAUUUUUUCCAAUCUGCUUUUUGAAUGUUUUGUAAAUAUAAGCACAUUGCAAAAAAUGACAGCUUUAAAUAUAGUAGAACCCUGAGUAUAAGUUAUCCCGCUUCUGAUGUCAUUUCCUGCUGGUUUUUGAAAAUAACACUACUGAUAAUGUUAAAAUAUUCCACAUUUUUC